This is a messenger RNA of Ochotona princeps (American pika), 3285 nucleotides long. It is a transcript of the gene OGDH, whose product is annotated as oxoglutarate dehydrogenase. The record is from RefSeq and is a predicted model, not a curated record. Bases 158 to 3211 code for a protein of 1017 amino acids. NCBI's taxonomy places the organism in Eukaryota, Metazoa, Chordata, Mammalia, Lagomorpha, Ochotonidae. Gene Ontology annotation, cellular component: mitochondrion; oxoglutarate dehydrogenase complex. Gene Ontology annotation, biological process: tricarboxylic acid cycle. The transcript has 23 exons. Gene Ontology annotation, molecular function: thiamine pyrophosphate binding; oxoglutarate dehydrogenase (succinyl-transferring) activity.
CCCUCCGGAGGGGCGGCCUCCGCCAGGGCAGGGCUACGUGCUGACGUCAGGCGUCGAGGCGGGGCCGAUAGUUUGGUGCCCCAGAGCGGGGUGUCGGCGCCUCACUCGGGUGGAGCCGCGCCGGAGACAGGCUGCGGUGAAAGGCUUCAGGACUAAAAUGUUCCACUUAAGGACUUGUGCUGCUAAGUUGCGGCCCUUGACGGCCUCCCAGACUGCUAAGACAUGUGCCCAGAGCAGGCCACCGGCGGGCAGGACGUUUCCGCAGGCUCGGUGCUACUCGGCACCAGUUGCCGCCGAGCCCUUUCUCAGUGGGACUAGUUCAAACUAUGUGGAGGAGAUGUACUGUGCUUGGCUGGAGAACCCCAAGAGUGUACACAAGUCAUGGGACAUUUUUUUCCGCAACACCAAUGCCGGAGCCCCUCCAGGCACUGCCUAUCAGAGUCCCCUUCCCUUGAGCCGGAGCUCCCUGGCGGCUGUGGCCCAGGCUCAGCCCAACGUGGACAAGCUCGUGGAGGACCACCUGGCAGUUCAGUCUCUCAUCAGGGCAUAUCAGAUACGAGGGCACCACGUAGCACAGCUGGACCCCCUGGGGAUUUUGGACGCUGAUCUGGAUUCCUCCGUGCCCGCUGACAUUAUCUCAUCCACAGACAAGCUUGGGUUCUACGGCCUGGACGAGUCGGACCUGGACAAGGUCUUUCACCUGCCCACCACCACGUUCAUCGGCGGACAGGAGUCGGCGCUGCCCCUUCGGGAGAUCAUCCGCCGGUUGGAGAUGGCCUACUGCCAGCACAUCGGGGUGGAGUUCAUGUUCAUUAACGACCUGGAGCAGUGCCAGUGGAUCCGGCAGAAGUUCGAGACACCCGGGGUCAUGCAAUUCACCAAUGAGGAGAAGCGGACACUGCUGGCCCGUCUUGUGCGCUCCACCAGGUUUGAGGAGUUCCUGCAGAGGAAGUGGUCUUCUGAGAAGCGUUUUGGGCUGGAGGGCUGUGAGGUGCUCAUCCCCGCACUCAAGACCAUCAUCGACAAGUCAAGUGAGAACGGCGUGGACUACGUGAUCAUGGGCAUGCCGCACAGGGGGCGGUUGAACGUGCUUGCCAAUGUCAUCCGGAAGGAGCUCGAGCAGAUCUUCUGUCAGUUUGACUCUAAGCUGGAGGCAGCUGAUGAGGGUUCCGGAGAUGUCAAGUACCACCUGGGCAUGUACCACCGCAGGAUCAACCGAGUAACCGACAGGAACAUCACUCUAUCCCUGGUGGCAAACCCAUCCCACCUGGAGGCCGCGGACCCUGUGGUCAUGGGAAAGACCAAAGCUGAGCAGUUCUACUGCGGGGACACCGAGGGGAAGAAGGUCAUGUCCAUCCUCCUGCACGGGGAUGCCGCCUUCGCUGGCCAGGGCAUCGUGUACGAGACCUUCCACCUGAGCGACCUGCCGUCCUACACGACCCACGGCACCGUGCAUGUGGUCGUCAACAACCAGAUCGGCUUCACCACGGACCCGCGGAUGGCCCGCUCCUCCCCGUACCCCACUGACGUGGCCCGUGUGGUGAACGCUCCCAUCUUCCACGUGAACUCGGAUGACCCCGAGGCUGUGAUGUAUGUGUGCAAGGUAGCAGCCGAGUGGAGGAGCACCUUCCACAAGGACGUGGUCGUUGACCUGGUGUGUUACCGGCGCAAUGGCCACAACGAGAUGGACGAGCCCAUGUUCACGCAGCCGCUGAUGUACAAGCAGAUCCGCAAGCAGAAGCCUGUGCUGCAGAAGUACGCAGAGCUGCUGGUGGCUCAGGGCGUGGUCAACCAGCCUGAGUAUGAGGAGGAAAUCUCCAAGUAUGACAAGAUCUGCGAGGAAGCCUUUGCCCGGUCCAAGGAUGAGAAGAUCCUGCACAUCAAGCAUUGGCUCGAUUCUCCCUGGCCUGGCUUCUUCACGCUGGACGGACAGCCCCGGAGCAUGUCGUGCCCCUCCACGGGCCUCCCAGAGGACGUCCUCACACACAUUGGGAACGUGGCCAGCUCGGUGCCCGUGGAGAACUUCACCAUUCACGGAGGCCUGAGCCGGAUCCUGAAAACCCGCGGGGAGCUGGUCAAGAACCGGACCGUGGACUGGGCUCUGGCUGAGUACAUGGCGUUCGGCUCGCUCCUCAAGGAGGGCAUCCACAUCCGGCUGAGCGGCCAGGACGUGGAGCGCGGCACCUUCAGCCACCGCCACCACGUGCUCCAUGAUCAGAACGUGGACAAGAGGACCUGCAUCCCCAUGAACCACCUGUGGCCCAACCAGGCGCCCUACACAGUGUGCAACAGCUCACUGUCCGAGUACGGCGUGCUGGGCUUCGAACUGGGCUUCGCCAUGGCCAGCCCCAACGCCCUGGUGCUCUGGGAGGCCCAGUUCGGUGACUUCCACAACACAGCACAGUGUAUCAUUGACCAGUUCAUCUGCCCUGGACAGGCCAAGUGGGUGCGGCAGAAUGGCAUCGUGCUGCUGCUGCCCCAUGGCAUGGAAGGCAUGGGCCCGGAACAUUCUUCUGCACGCCCAGAGCGGUUCCUGCAGAUGUGCAACGAUGACCCAGAUGUCCUGCCGAACCUCAAUGAAGCCAACUUUGACAUCAACCAGCUGUAUGACUGCAACUGGGUGGUCGUCAACUGCUCCACGCCUGGCAACUUCUUCCAUGUCCUGCGCCGCCAGAUCCUGCUGCCUUUCCGAAAGCCGCUCAUCAUCUUCACUCCCAAGUCCCUUCUGCGCCAUCCUGAGGCCAGGACCAGCUUUGACGAGAUGCUCCCAGGAACCCACUUCCAGCGGGUGAUCCCGGAGAGCGGCCCUGCCGCGCAGGACCCAGCCAGCGUCAAGCGGCUCCUCUUCUGCACCGGCAAGGUGUAUUAUGACCUCACUCGGGAGCGUGCCACCAGGGGCAUGGCUGAGCAGGUGGCCAUCACACGCAUUGAGCAGCUGUCGCCGUUCCCCUUCGACCUGCUGCUGAAGGAGGUGCAGAAAUACCCGAACGCCGAGCUGGCCUGGUGCCAGGAGGAGCACAAGAACCAAGGCUACUACGACUACGUGAAGCCCAGGCUCCGGACCACCAUUGACCGUGCCAAGCCUGUGUGGUACGCCGGCCGGGACCCAGCAGCCGCCCCCGCCACCGGCAACAAGAAGACGCACCUGACGGAGCUUCAGCGCCUGCUGGACACUGCCUUCGACCUGGACGCGUUCAAGAAGUUCUCGUAACGCUCCUGGGGUGCGGGGCCACCACUCCCUGCCCCAUGCUGCCCUUUGCUUUCCCACUAAAGAAUAGUGCCUGA